Molecule: messenger RNA, 4651 nt
Organism: Neoarius graeffei (lesser salmon catfish)
Lineage: Eukaryota; Metazoa; Chordata; Actinopteri; Siluriformes; Ariidae
Gene: amer1
Product: APC membrane recruitment protein 1
Exons: 2
Coding region: 207-3179 (990 amino acids)
Biological process (GO): regulation of canonical Wnt signaling pathway
Cellular component (GO): plasma membrane
Molecular function (GO): beta-catenin binding; phosphatidylinositol-4,5-bisphosphate binding
Source: RefSeq, a predicted model, not a curated record
ACGUUCAAGCUAUUUUUCUCCUGCACAGGCUGUUGCUAAUUACCUCAGCUGAGACAGAAAUAAAAAAAUAUAUAUAUAUAAAACGAUGUGACAUGGCAGAAGAUGUGUUCAAUGGACAUUUUGUCAGCAUCCUUAGUUUCACCUGCACGCAGCAGAAUCCUCCAUGUCAUGAUCAUACGACUGUAACAGCGAGUUUCUGAGUCGCCAUGGAGACUCCAAUGGGAAAUGAGCUGCCUGGUGCAGCUGGUGGUGGCCAGCCAUCAGACACCAUCUUGCCUGAUCCUCAGUCACCCCAGACGCCUCCGGCGGGGAAGCUAAGAAAGACCGCCUUCAAGUUUUUCGGAGGUCGAAAAAGCAUCUGUAUGCUGCCCAGCUUUUUCGUCGGAAGAGGCAAAAGUCAAGGAAGGUGGUCGUAUAAAAUGGGCGUAACCAAGAGUCAGACUUAUGAUGGCGUGAGCAGAGCAUGCUGGGAUGACAGCAUGAGAGGUGGCGGUGAUGUGACCUCGGUGGAGUUUGAAUUCCACAACCCAAACGGCUCGAGUGACCUGCACAAAGCGCAGGAAAGUUUUGCGAAGUCGCAGUCGCUCCCGCGACAGAAGAGAGGCCUCAGAGGUCUCUUCAGCAGCAUUAGGAAGCACAGGAAAAGCAAAAAUAAUGCUGAAGCGGAAAAAAACGAGACGCUUGAAAUGUCCUCUGGUGAAACAGUGCCUGGUAGGUUGACAAACCUCAGUUGUCAUGGUGACAACGACAGCAAGAGUCACAUAGAUUUGUUAGAGCCAGAUGUGCCUAUGAAAUCUGACAGCAGUGAUUCCACAAAAUUGCCUGCCACUGAUGCACGCAAAAUGGAGGAAACACGAGUGCCUCAGAAAUUAAGGAGCAAGGGGAAGACUGGGGAGGAAGAGAAAGAAGAAAAAAGUGGUGAUGAGGGCCAGGAUGAGGCAGAGGAAGAAAAGCAACAAAAGAAAAAGGGUGGCCUGGUUACGUAUCGGCGGCCGCUAUGCGCAGACUCUGAGAUGGCGCGUCUCGCUGAGGUACAUACAGACGUACCUGAGGGAGACCUGCCCACAGUGUCCACCUCGACUGACAACUUGAUCUUCGGAGAUGUGUCCUCUCUCAAGAGUUUCGAUUCAUUGACUGGUUGUGGUGACAUCAUCGCUGACCAGGAUGACGUCAGCGUCGCAGAGAGUUCAGUGUCCGGUGAGAGAGGAAGUCGUAAUGCUGGCAAACGUAGCUCCUGCCUUGUUACUUAUCAGGGUGGUGGAGAGGAGAUGGCAACUCCAGAUGAAGUGGACAGCGAGUACCUGCACAGCCUGUGGGAGUCGGAAGGCAGCGAGGUGUGCUACCUACCAUCGGAGCAGACCAUCAGUCAUUCUUCCACUCCUGAUCAGCCAACCAGCUCCUUCCAUGUCACCACCAGCACUAGUGGCAAUACCAGCACUAGUCCUUUGGGAAUUACGGAAACGGUCCUCACACCUACCGAUCUUCUGACUCCUCAGAGUGACCGACAGGGGUCGGUGCCAAACAGCGACGAGGGUUACUAUGAUUCCACGACGCCUGGAGCUGAUGACGAUAGUCGUGAACGUCCACAGCAGGAAAGACUUCCCCGGGACAGCUAUAGUGGCGAUGCCCUUUAUGAACUUUUUGAGCCUGAUGAUAGAUUGCUCAGUCCACCUCUACCUUCUAAAGACAAUCAGGGGUUGUUGGGUGGAAACAAAACUAAAGGAGAUCUUCUUUAUGCCUUGACAUCUGCUGCCUUGGAAUCUGGUGCCAUGGAGACGGAGGAGGAGCGUCUGAGUAAGAUCCAGCAUGCUUUGCUAUGUUGCGAGUUGCAGAACCUGAGAAACUCGUCCAAAGAUCAGCAUCUGUAUUGUAGUGACCAUUUAUACAGUGACGCAAACCCUCUUGAGGGGAAGUACAAAAGCUCAGAGGAUGAAGCACACCAUCAGUCUGGAUCCAGACCACUGCAAGGAUCUCAAGCCUUAAAAGAAGUUUUGCCUCCUAGUGGGGGUCAGAUGCAGCACAGAACCUUGUACGGAUCUACUGCCGAUUCAAGGUUAAACACACAAGUCUCCAAGGCAGCAAGCCUUAUCAAAGAUGCAGUACUAUAUUCCAAGCAAGAAAGGUGCGGUGCAUCAGAUGAUGGCUCUUUACAACCCACCAGUGGCUGCAGUCAAUCUCAGGAGGAGCUCAUGGUCUGUUUCUCGCAAGCAUUGGUUGAUUUUACCAAAAACACCAGAAUUUAUCGCAACUCCACAGAGAGUUUGGAUGGCUCGGAAUCGAGCUCACCGUUUGGACCAAGCCUAAGUGCUCUUCCCACCAUUGUGACUUUCGAUGUGGUUGACAUGGAGAAUGAGGGCGAAUGUGAACAGCCAGAGCCUGUAGAGGAAGAGGAGGAGCUGGCAUCCCCAUUUGAGGCGUUUGAAGAUGAUGGCUGCUAUUUACAGCAGGAUGCUUUUGCCGAGUGUGAUCAGAGGACCUUCGAUGCCUAUGAGCAAAGUUUGUUGCUGAGUAACGCUUGGGGUAUCGCAAGCCUUCCUCGUCACCUUAGCCUGAGCCGCCCGAGCCCUCCAGUUCCUGCACCACUUGCUCUCAACCGACGUAGUCGCUCUCUAGAUACAGAUAGUCUUGAACUCCAGACCAGCGACCUUUAUGCGUCCCUCAUUUCCAAUGGCCACAAGAUGGCCGCAUCCUUCCACCGCAGGAAAAACAGUGCAGAUGCAGGAGACCUUUGUGGUGAUGUUCAGCAAGGUAGGAACUGGAGACAGGGGCGUGGUUGUGAAUUUGACCCUUCCCAGAAGGACACCUCCAUGUCUCAGCAGCAACAAAGGUCCUUGCGUGGUACCGCUUGGCUGGAACUGCUGUCAGGUUCUAGUUCUAGCUGUCAGCCAACAGUUCGACCUUCACAUCUCCCCCUACAGGCUGCUUAUCCUAAUAGCAGCACAGCACGAAUUCUGAAAAUCGCUGCUGAAGGAGAUGUUUUGGGUGGGCCUCACAGUGAUCAGUACUCUUGUAAUCAUCCUUCAGGAGGACAGUGGAAAAGUCGACCAGUUGGUAUCACCCAGGGUAUACCUAAUCACCGAUCUGACCAAUCAGAGGCUACAAGAGAGAUUACGACCAAGAAUAGGCGGACAGAGAUGGAGGCGGGAUUCUCCACAGCAACGCCCAAACGCAACAUGUAAACACCCGGAAAACAAAAGUAAACAGGUCUCAUGGCCAAAGACACAGCUGGAUGUUUACUGACCAUCAUGAUUUGUAUCUUUGGCACACAUUUACUGUUACAGUUAUCUUCUUACAGUUAUAAGCUAUUAUAUUUAGUGAUAGUGUAGUUGUUUUUAUUUUUUUUCCUCAGACAUCUAUGAUGUCUUUUUAUUUGCCAUGUUGUUUGGCAGUUAUGUAGCAGGUGUCUAUGAUUUUUAUUUUUGUGCAAAUAUAAAGUCCAGCCUUUGUUUUGUGUUUUGCAAAUCGUUUUGACUCGCUAGACAGUUAAAACCCAUUUGACAGAAAUUUUUACGAUAUGCUUGCACGUUUGAACUGAAACCGUGCUCGCACAUUAAAGUUUCUGCUGCUAUUCCCACGGGAUACUACAGAUUACAACUAGAAGUGUUGAACUUUUUUUAAACAAACUGACUGGUGAACAUCUUUCACAUUUAUCUCCUGAACACUUUAGCUAAACUUUUCAUGUUUUCUGUGCUACACUUGCCUUUUUUUAAUGUUUAGCAUUUAUCCUCACCACACUGUCACACUUGUGGGGACCUUCUGGUGAAUGUGGUGAUGCUUGGGAACAAAAGGAAAAACAAAAACCCUUUGAAGUUUUAUAUGUUCAAAUUAUGUUCUUUGUUGUACUUGGACAGCUAUUUUCAAAUUUGUUUUACAAUGUUCCCUAAUAGUUAGUGUUUGGGGGCUGUAGCUCAUUAAUGGGUCAUGUUUUUCAAAAAAAAAAAACCAAAAACAAAAAGUAAAAAACCCAUGUAGGUACACUAUAUACAUUUUUUUUUUCAGUGUCAGAAACUGUUGGGCAGCUUUACAUCAUGCUUUUAAGUGUUGCUCGAUCAAAAGAAAUGUCUAGGAGAUUACGAGCUAUGCUAGCUUUUAGCUAGUUAUUUCAUAAAACACUGAUGAAUUCGCUACGUUUAUUUCCGCGUACUCCUUGCGACAUAGUGCUGAGUUGAUUAUGACAUGAAAAUCAUUUAAAUAUCAUUUUGUAUGUGUAAUCAAAUGCAUUUUGUAAAUGUCUCUUAAAGAUUUCACCAAAGCCAACAUCAUGCACUUACCACAAUACGGACUGAGGUGUGUGGGCUUUUUUUUCACCAGACAAUUCUAUGACAAAAUCAAAGCUGUUUUUUUGGGAGUUCUUUUUUAUUUCUUCAUGUUUUCUUUUGUAUUUUUUUUCUUUUGAUACAGUCUUUUAUUGUGAUCUGUCAGUGAAUACUCACACUUUUGUUCUGAUGGUGUAUGUGAGCGAGCUGAAACCAACACAAGCUUCUUCUUUUUUUAAUAUAUGGAUGUACACUCAGACAAUGAAUGUUUAAAUAUCAAGAUAAAUGUUUGUGGGAUUGAAGUAGCUGCCAAUCACGACCCUUUACCCGUACUGCCUCUGGGUGCUUACACACUCGCAGAUAAUCAACUGGAAAUAAACUCCAUCUCAAGUGAA